This is a messenger RNA of Brenthis ino (lesser marbled fritillary), 3240 nucleotides long. The record is from the annotation of a GenBank genome assembly. NCBI's taxonomy places the organism in Eukaryota, Metazoa, Arthropoda, Insecta, Lepidoptera, Nymphalidae.
AUGGUGAUUAAAAGCAAUUUACUUUGCUUUUACGGUGUAGAGGGUCGGUCGGUGCGUAUCGAUCGCGUAUUGAAACAAAGCCGUGGAUUGUUUUGGCGGCGGAGGAGCCGGCGGAGCUUGAGGUGUGUCGACGUGCUGUCUGGUGCGAGAAUCGGUCCAUGGUGUUCAAGUGAUGGUGCAUUAGAUGGUGCCACUCCCGCAAUCCAGUUGGGAACGGGCUACAAUGGUGUGUGCGUGUGCGGGGCUGCGGGGGGCGGGCGCGGGCAGCCGGCGCGCAUGGCGGCGCCAAUGAGGGAGGGCGCGCCGGCCGGCGGAGCUCGCCCCGCGCCCCACGCGCACCCCGCCAACUUCGAGUACGAUGACAACGAGUGGGACAUCGGCAUCGGCGACCUAAUCAUAGACCUCGAUGCCGACAUAGAGAAGACCGACGAGGCGGGCGGCAUGGCGGCGCGCGCCGAACCGGACGCGCAGCGCACCGCGCUCAAGAUGAAGAUCAAGCGCACCAAGCCCGGCACCAAGAGCUCCGAGGCGAAGCACGAGAUCGUGAAGUCGAAUGAAAUGAACGGCGAGCCGAAGCCGCCGACUGCGACGACGCCGGCCGCGGCCAAACGCGGCUCGGGCGGCCACCGGCGGGAUAAGGCGCGCGAGAAACACCACCACCCGCAUCCGCCGCACGAUGUGAACGGAGUGGCGCGCGUGCCGCCGCCGCCCAACGCGCCAGGCCCGCCUGCGCCGCCGCCCGCGCUGCCGCCCGCGCCGCCGCACGCGCCGCAGCCCAAACCCGAACCUAGACCCGCCGCGCCGCGUAUGGACACCAAGCCGGUGGUGCCACCUGCGCCCGCCGCCGCGCCCCCGGCCGUGGCACCAGCGCCACCGCCCGCGCCCUCUCCCGCCCCCGCGAUCCCCCAGCUGGCUAAACCUGAACCUGAUGACUCGCGGCAGGACCACAAUCCUCAACCUCCGGCUAAGAAACAAAAAACAGAAACUAAGGAGACGGCAGAAGUGUGCGUCGGUACAUCGGUGGGGACGAUCACCGAGCCGGACUGCUUGGGUCCCUGCGAGCCUGGUACAUCGGUCACGCUGGAGGGCAUCGUGUGGCACGAAACGGAAGGUGGUGUUUUAGUUGUGAAUGUGACGUGGCGAGGGAAGACUUAUGUCGGAACUCUAUUGGAUUGUACACGACAUGAUUGGGCGCCGCCACGAUUUUGCGAUUCACCUACGGAGGAGUUGGAUGCGCGGACACCCAAAGGUCGGGCGAAACGUGGUCGGGGCGCAGUGCCCACUGACAUGACGAAUUUCACCGAAACGCGAUCCUCAGUACAUAGUAAGCUCAGAAAUGGUGGUGCAAAGGGACGAAGAGCUUUACCUUCGCCUACACCGUUUACUCCACCGAGACCAGACUCAAAGAGGAAGCGUAAUUCAGAUGCAGAAGAGCGUCCUCCAACCCCUAAAGCAAAACGCCCACCUCCGACACCAUCGUCACCACCCCCAGAUCCUGUUUUACUUGAGUGUCCAGAACCUAAUUGUUCGAAAAAGUACAAACAUGCGAAUGGCUUAAAAUAUCAUCGAUCGCACGCACAUGGGUCGCCAGAUGACGAUGAUAAAGAUGGUUCUAGUUCAGAAUUAGAAGAACCUACGCCGGAGCCUGCUUCACCAGCUCGACCACCAUCAGAGCCUGCCACUCCUGCUACUCCCGUAAAAUCUCCUACUCCUACAAAAUCCCCUGAGGAAAAGAGUGAAAAGUCACCGGAAAAGUCUCCUGAGAAACCAGAGGCAAUAGAGUCACCCCCUCAGCCUCGUUUUGAGGAAUUUGCUGCGACUCCCGAGCCUCAACCUCAACCGGAACGUCCCCCGACCCCCCCGGCACCCACCACUCCUCCUCCUGAAUCUCUGCCGACCUUACAACCUACAACGCAGUUGACACAGUUUAAGGUAAAACCCAGGUCAGCACUAAUGCCAUCAGAGGAACGUAAGUCAACAGAGUCUCCACCAGACGAGUCGCCAGGCAAGCGUCGCGGGCGCCGGUCCCCAACCCCGGGUGUACGGUCGCCGGCGUACUCUGACAUAUCAGAUGAUGCUGCUCCCACUGAGGGAGCGGCUGAUGCGGAUGCUGGGCACCGACCUUUCCCGGUUUAUCAUCAUCAGUAUUAUGGACAGCCGCCAUACUUGCCGACGCAUCCGGCCAGCGCUCCGCCUCCCAGCGAUAAAGGGAAGGAAGAUUUGUCAAAGGGAGACCCAAAAUCAGACCUCAAGGAUGGAAAACCGGACGGAGGUCCUCAAAAGGUCCUUCAACCACAUUUUUACCCGUAUAACUAUGUUCCGAAUUUUCCCUACAACGUGGAAUCAGGCCCACCUCCUGGAACACCUUUAGAUGAGAAGGCAAAGGAGUCAGAUCGUUCCAAAACUACACCAAGUCCUUUAGACAAAAGUAAACAGUCGAGGUCUUCAGAGGGAAAAGAUCCAAGCAGACCGAAUGAGAACCAUCAGAUUUUGAAAGAGAGUAUAGAAAUGAAAGCGCAGAUGGGACCGUACGCCUUCCAAAGACCGCCGCAUGCGAGAGAGGAAGAACUAAGAAGAUAUUACAUGAGUCUCGAGCAGCGUCGUAAAGAAGGUGGUGACGGCAAGCCGGGCGCGCCGCCCGGGCCCGGGGGAGCUCCGCGGCCGCAGCCCGCUCACAAGCCUAAGGACAAGGACGACAAGCCUAAGGAGGAGGUUAAGGUGAAGCAAGAGGGACAGAAACCGACGACAGAAACACAGGGGCCUCCUCCACCUCCGACCUCUCAAUACUAUCUACCACCAUACAUGCAAGCACCGCAUUAUGGGGCUUUGCCCUUCGAUCCUGUAUACAGAGCACCCUUAAGCCCUAUGCUAGUCGGGGGCUUCGGUGGCGGUUGGACGGUGCCCAGAUACCACGCCCCGGAAGACCUAUCCCGACCAGGAGCACCAGGGAAGCUCGAACUAUUACCUGGCCACGGACAGUAUGCGUAUGGGGCUCAUAAUGCGCAUGCGCAACACAAAAUACAUGAGCUGCAAGAGCAUGCCAAGUCGCCCCAAGGGAAACCCCCGAGGCCGGAGCCCCCAAAGGAAUCCCCGCGGUCCCCGCCGCCUCAGAGACACGUGCACACCCAUCAUCAUACACACGUGGGGCUCGGCUACCCGCUCUACCCACCGCCAUAUCCCGCGGCCGCCGUUCUCGCGAGCACGCAAGCUGUGGUCAACUCUUUCCCGACACCACCUAAA